AAGGCCGUUAUUUCCGUCUUCUUCUUAUUCUUAUCAUGCCGUCCGCUUCAACAAUUUCUGUUAUUAGUGCUAUCAGUGGUGUUGCCGUUCUCGGUGCGCUUCUCACUGCCACUAUCAUCUUCAAUGAUAUCAAUAGAUUUUACUACGAGACUAUGGAAACUUUUGACGAGUUCAAGAUCAAUGAGAAGAAUGCCUGGGAUACCAUGGUGAUGUCUACCCGUUCACCAAAGGAAAUGCUUCUUGGUCGCGCCAGACGUCAAGCCGCUCUUCCAGACUGUCAAGCUCUUGCUAAAAACUGCCCACCAGGACCACCAGGACCACCAGGAGCUCCAGGAGCUGCUGGUGAGCCAGGAGUAGACGGAGACGCUGGAGCCGCUGGAAUCGACGGAGUUGCCAUUCAAUUCGCUUCGGCCGCCGGUGGAGCAUGCAUCCAAUGCCCAGCAGGAGAAGCCGGUCCAGCAGGAGCCCCAGGAGCACCUGGGCCAGCCGGACCAGACGGACAGCCAGGAGCUGAUGGACAAGGAGGAGCCCCAGGACCAGCAGGACCAGAAGGACCAGCUGGAGAUGCCGGAGCACCAGGAGCCCCCGGGGCACCAGGAAACGAUGGACAACCAGGACAAAACGGACAAAGAUCUACUGGAACACCAGGCGCCGCUGGAGCUCCAGGACCACAAGGACCAGUCGGAUCUGAUGGACAACCAGGAUCAGCUGGAGCACCAGGAGCACCAGGGCCAGCUGGAGCUCCAGGAGUCGAUGGACAGCCAGGAGCCAACGGACAACCAGGACCAGAUGGAGAACAAGGACAUGAUGGCCAACCAGGACCGGAUGCUGCUUAUUGCCCAUGCCCAGCUAGAUCUUCAGUUCGUCAGUAGUUUCGGAAAAAUUGUAUUUUCCCCUAAUCUGUACAUGCCCCAACUCUCUUUUCUUUACCUCAUAACUUAUCCCUUAUCAAAGUUAUCAGAAUGAACGCUAGUUGUCCUUGC
Caenorhabditis elegans is the source of this 983-nucleotide messenger RNA. It is a transcript of the gene col-91, whose product is annotated as Putative cuticle collagen 91. Lineage: Eukaryota; Metazoa; Nematoda; Chromadorea; Rhabditida; Rhabditidae. Bases 36 to 872 code for a protein of 278 amino acids. Gene Ontology annotation, molecular function: structural constituent of cuticle. The record is from RefSeq and is marked reviewed. The transcript is spliced from 2 exons.